Messenger RNA from Magallana angulata, 3203 nucleotides. RefSeq names its product E3 ubiquitin-protein ligase RFWD3-like. Gene Ontology annotation, cellular component: nucleus. NCBI's taxonomy places the organism in Eukaryota, Metazoa, Mollusca, Bivalvia, Ostreida, Ostreidae. Gene Ontology annotation, biological process: interstrand cross-link repair; protein ubiquitination. The transcript is spliced from 14 exons. Gene Ontology annotation, molecular function: ubiquitin protein ligase activity; protein binding. The record is from RefSeq and is a predicted model, not a curated record. The coding region runs from base 271 to 2463 and encodes 730 amino acids.
UCCAAAAUGGGAGACCUGAUUGGCGCAAAAUUUGACAUUAUGUCGUGUUAGUAGCUAACCAUGUGUUUUACUUUUUUUCAAGGAAAUGUCGGUACGAUCUAAAGAACGUUAUGUAAUAUAGUUUACAUAAUACUUGAAAAUCAUACCGAUGCUUUAUGUAUAAAAUGUUCUAUUGGGGAAUUCGCAACAUAAUGUGAAACUAAUGGCGAACUAUACUAUUGGUUCUCCAACAAUGCAUGAAAGUAUAUUAUACAAAUAGUUUUUGGAAUAAUGUCUGCUGCGAGUGAUGGAGACGAUAAUGAAUCGAAUACGGUAUCUGAGACUGGCCCCUCUCUACAGGCAGGGAGUAUAACAGAUACGAUUCAAACGUCGCCAAGUGGGAGUAGGGUGUUCAUUCAUAAUGACCUAGCAUCACCAUCUACUUCAUUAAAUCAGCAGACUUUGGCUGGAUUCUUCACUGGCAGCCGUCGAGGAGCUGGAAGAAGUGAUGUCUCUCACCGUACUGCACCAGUACAUUUAGGACCAGCCCCACCUUUACCUGUGUUCAAUAUCUCAGAAAACCCAGGUCCUUCAAGUAUAGUGAAUUUGGAUAGAGGAGAUGGAGAGAUUUCUGAGAACAGAGGUGACAGGUCACCUGAAGUGAUUUCCAGUGAGGGGGAAGAUUCAAGGUCAUCAAACCAAGACGUGGAAAUUGUUUCUGACCCUGAAGAAGAAAACUCCAACCCACCAAUAGCUGCUCCUCUGGUAGUGGAAAAUGCAGAGGUUCCUGGGCAAGAAGCUAUACCUCAAUUACCUGUGACUGAUGUUCAGAAUACCGGUAGUGCUCAAGCAACCUCCCCGGGUCCGCAGCUUGAAACACCUGCAGCCUCCAAUGUACAGCUAAUUCAGGCUUCAACCAGUUCCCCUUCAGACUUCAGAACUCCAAAGCGUCGACGAGUGAUGUCUACUCCAGACAAGCCUAAAGGAGCGAGUGAUCAUCAAGAAAAUGAUGAUGAAGACGGAAAUAGCUGCCCAAUUUGUUUUGAGGAAUGGUCCACCUCUGGAUCUCACAGACUAGCUUCUUUAAGAUGUGGUCAUUUAUUUGGACAAAGUUGCAUUGAAAAAUGGUUGAAGGGUCAGGGUGGUAAAUGUCCCCAGUGUAACUGUAAAGCCAAGAGACAAGACAUCAGGGUUCUUUAUGCCAAAUCAUUGAAAGCUGUCGACACUACGGAGCGAGACAGGGCAUUACAAGAGUUGGAGAAAGAGAGAGAAGUUCGUAGAAAGGUGGAAAUGGAAGCUGCACAGUGUCGUCUACAGUACCAGCUAGCCAUAGAGGAGUGUAACAGACUGAAGACAGAGCUAGACAAAGUCAAACGCCAGCUACAAACUAGCAGAUCUGAUGCUAGCUCUGGUUCAGCGGCAUCCCAAUCGCAAGUCCGAGAUGUUAAUGGUCACUUUGUGUUGGACAAAACUAUCAAGAUCUGGGAGGCUGGAAACUGUAGGGUGAUGUCCUACUCCCCCUCCCUGGCCACUCUGGUUGUCUCCCAACCCUCAUCAAGUCCUCUGUUUCCAGGAUUUGGUUUCAAAAAGAUUAGUUGCAUGGAUUUCAAAACCUCUCAGUACUUAACUGUUCACAGUAAAGCUAUCCGCGACUGCUGCUUCCACCCGUUUGUGGAUGACGGAAUACUCCUGAGCUGUGGAUUGGAUAAAACAGCCAAGAUGACAAGUGUCAUCAGCAAUACUGUUGUACAGACAUAUAAUCUCUCCAAUCCUGUCUGGAGCUGCGUGUGGAACACAGAUGACAGGAAUUUUUUCUAUGCUGGACAAGCCAACGGGAAUGUAAUGGAGUUCGACAUUCGGAACACCUCUGAGCAUGUCCAGGAAUUGAAUACUGAGGGUAUACGGUCACCUGUGGUAUCAUUACAGUACAUUCCAAAAGACAUUCAAGCAGGCUUUAGGCCAGGGGGAUUAGUUGUGGGCCAGUUGAAUAAAAUCAGUUUCUAUGAGAAGAAACAAGAUAACCAGUACAGACUGCACAUGCUGCCACUAGAAGGUAACUUGACCAGUUUGUGCUUUGAGAGCCACACCAGACACCUGUUAGCUAGCUUCAGACCUACUUCUAAACAUCCCACCAGUAGACAUCAGCUGUGUGAGAUGACCUGUGUGAACCUGAGUGUUGACCCCGCUGUCAUUGACAACGGCUGUAGCUGUCACGUGGUCCACACGUUUCACGGCAGUCAGACACAGACAGUGCUGACCAGAGCUCUUCUGAUGACUCAUCCAGCAGAGGACAGUAGGAUGCUUGUGUGUGCCGGGGAGGAAACUUCAUCAGGGGUCCACAUCUGGGACACAUCGUCCAGUCAGCUAGUCCAGCGCCUGCCUGCAGGAGGGGUGGUGGUGGACACUUGUACCCUGAGGCUCAACCAACAAACCUACCUCGCUGCCCUCACCGAGAAAAACCUCAAAGUCUACCGCUGGUGCUGAGAAAUAUCUGGUACUUUAAUAUUGUGGCUACUGAAAAAACCUGAAAUUCCACCACUGGUGCCGAGUAAUAUCUACCACCUGUGAUUAUGGAGAAAAACCUCAGAAUCUACCGUUGAUGCUGAAGAAUAUCUGGUACUCCAAUCUUAUGAUUACCAGUUGUGUCAUGGAAUAUCUGGUACUCCAAUCUUAUGAUUACCAGUUGUGUCAUGGAAUAUCUGUUACUUCAAUCUUAUGAUUACCAGUUGUGUCAUGGAAUAUCUGGUACUUCAAUCUUGUGAUUACCAGUUGUGUUAAGGAAUAUCUGGUACUCCAAUCUUAUGAUUAAUGCUGGUGUUGAGGAAUAUCUGGUACACUUUUUGCUACUGAAAAAACCUCAAAUUCCACCACUGGUGCUAUGCUACUGUAACAUCUUUGCUGUGUUCAGACAGGGCUAGCCGGAUCUAGAGCUUCUUUCUUGCUGUUCGGGAGUACAUGUAUAAACUGUGAUAUUGACAGCGUAGUUUGACAUGAUAAUGGUCCCGUUGUGUUCAUAACAGUCAAGGUCUUUCAGGAAAACUGUUGUUGACAGUGCAAUGUGUUGCAAGGUGCGUGUGCAGUUGAUAUAUUUUAUUUUGAUAUUGAAAUUGACGAUGAACGCAUCUGUAUGUAUACUGGUAAAUGAAUAUGGUUUUGUACAUUAUGUGUUUGAAUUUUUUUUUAAAACAAAAUUUCAUGCUUAUAAAGAUAUGAGUGUACUUAUA